Molecule: messenger RNA, 267 nt
Organism: Cantharellus anzutake
Lineage: Eukaryota; Fungi; Basidiomycota; Agaricomycetes; Cantharellales; Hydnaceae
Exons: 2
Coding region: 1-267 (88 amino acids)
Source: RefSeq, a predicted model, not a curated record
AUGCCAGACCCAUCUGUACCGCAAGCCCCAGCGGCCAAGCGACAAGAGAGAGAGAUCGUUAAGCAAGCGUUUAAUCAGCAGGUUAUGGAACUGAAAGUGCCCUUCGAGUCCCAAGUGUCUGCUAUUGCCCUUGAGUUUUCAAGCCAUAGUCACCGCUAUUCCAAGCAACAGAUUAGGAACCAGAUUAUCUAUAAAUUGUCGAAACCAAAGGAGACACGGAAGCCCAUGCUCUCCAACGCAUGGGCUCAUGCCGAGGCCGAGGCAUGA